AAUUAUAAUAAUGGAAUUCACUAACCUGAAAAUUCUGUCACCACUGUCACCCACUGUGCGCCAUAUUUCUUCAGUCUCUUUAAAUUUUGAAACAAUUGAAAAACGCGGCGACAAAUUUCGCGGGAACAUGACGUCACGAUAUCUUUAGUUGUGUAUGUUAAAAUCAGUGAUACAAGGUAUGCAUGUAGAGAAGCGACAUCAGCGCUGCCUGGAUUUUCUGCGCCGAGUUAAAAUUUGCAUCAAGUUCACAAGAGUGGAGCUUGGAGGGCCUGGUUUAGUCUUCUUGGAUCUGUAGUCACUGCGUGCUAUCACAUUUUUAGAAUUAAAAAACAGUUUGUAAUUCUAUAUAAGCUUCUCUAAUUUAAAUUUUCAACAAUAAACAGAAAUUUUCAUUACUAUGGUAUAAUUCAUAAUGCAGAAUCAUUAAUAAUUCUCAAGCUCUCAAGAGGUUAAUUAAUGAAUGCAUUAAAAACACAAUCGGAAAAAGGACGUAUAAUAGAAAAAAAGCUUAACAUGUCUGUUUUACCAUUUAUUUUAUUCAAAGGUUGCAUUAAUUAUGUCAGUGAGUUUGAUACCUGUGCUAUGAUUUGUGAUAAUAUUAUCAAAGAAGUGGAGAAUUAUGACAGUGAUAUAGUACCAGUAGGAUUUGAUUUAGAGUGGCCUUUUAGUUUUCAAACAGGAAGUGGAAAAACUGCUUUAAUACAAAUAUGUUUGAAUAAUAAUAUAUGUCAUCUAUUACAUGUAUAUUCAUUGAAAAAGCUACCUGCUGCAUUGGUCAUUCUUUUAAGUCAUCCAAAAGUAAAACUAGUUGGAGUUAAUGUAAAAAACGAUAUUUGGAAAUUAGGUAGAGAUUUUACAGAAUUUCCAGCAAGUAAAGUGGUGGAAAAUAAUUGUAUAGAUUGUGGUACAUUUGCAAAUAGGGUAUUAAAUAGAUCUUGUCGUUGGAGUUUAGAGAAAUUAACUGUACAUUUGCUAAACAAAAGUCUAGACAAAAAUUCAAAAGUAAGAAAAAGUAAAUGGCAUAUACAUCCUCUAAACGAUAACCAAAAAAUGUAUGCCGCAACAGAUGCUUAUGUUUCAUGGCUUCUAUACAUUACCAUACAAGAAAAAGCAAAUUUAAAAGAGAUUGAAGAAAAUGUGAAUUGUAUAUAAUUUGGGUUAAUAAAUACUCAAUGAUAUACCAAAUCAGAUUUAAAGAAAUUGCAAUUACAAGGAAAAUAUUACUACUUUAUCAUGUCU
This is a messenger RNA of Osmia bicornis bicornis, 1239 nucleotides long. It is a transcript of the gene Lipt2, whose product is annotated as putative lipoyltransferase 2, mitochondrial. Gene Ontology annotation, biological process: protein lipoylation; nucleobase-containing compound metabolic process. The transcript has 6 exons. Lineage: Eukaryota; Metazoa; Arthropoda; Insecta; Hymenoptera; Megachilidae. The record is from RefSeq and is a predicted model, not a curated record. Gene Ontology annotation, molecular function: nucleic acid binding; 3'-5' exonuclease activity; lipoyl(octanoyl) transferase activity. Gene Ontology annotation, cellular component: mitochondrion. Bases 457 to 1152 code for a protein of 231 amino acids.